Zingiber officinale is the source of this 1307-nucleotide messenger RNA. Its product is annotated as malate dehydrogenase [NADP], chloroplastic. The record is from RefSeq and is a predicted model, not a curated record. The transcript is spliced from 12 exons. Gene Ontology annotation, biological process: tricarboxylic acid cycle; oxaloacetate metabolic process; malate metabolic process. NCBI's taxonomy places the organism in Eukaryota, Viridiplantae, Streptophyta, Magnoliopsida, Zingiberales, Zingiberaceae. Gene Ontology annotation, molecular function: L-malate dehydrogenase (NADP+) activity; L-malate dehydrogenase (NAD+) activity. The coding region runs from base 68 to 1069 and encodes 333 amino acids.
UUUCUAGGAUGACAAGACAAAGGCAUGGAAGAGUUUGAUCAAUAUUGCAGUAUCAGGUGCAGCUGGAAUGAUAGCAAAUCAUCUACUUUUUAAACUUGCUUCAGGUGAGGUUUUUGGACCAGAUCAACCAAUUACCUUGAAAUUACUAGGCUCUGAGAGAUCAUUCCAAGCUUUAGAAGGAGUGGCUAUGGAACUAGAAGAUUCCUUAUAUCCUUUAUUGAGGGAAGUUAACAUCAGUGUAGAUCCUUAUGAGGUGUUUCAGGAUGCAACGUGGGCACUUCUGAUUGGUGCAAAGCCCAGAGGCCCUGGAAUGGAGCGAGCAGGCUUACUGGAUAUUAAUGGGCAGAUUUUUGCACAACAAGGAAAAGCACUUAAUGAGGUCGCAUCACCAAAUGUGAAAGUCAUAGUCGUUGGUAACCCAUGCAAUACAAAUGCGCUCAUUUGUUUGAAGAAUGCACCAAAUAUACCUGCCAAAAAUUUCCAUGCUUUAACCAGGUUGGAUGAGAAUAGAGCCAAAUGCCAGCUAGCCCUCAAAGCUGGUGUGUUUUAUGAUAAAGUGUCAAACAUGACUAUUUGGGGAAAUCACUCAACUACCCAGGUUCCUGACUUUUUGAAUGCUAAAAUCAAUGGUAUGCCAGUGACUGAAGUUAUCACUGAUAUAAAAUGGUUAAAGGAAGAGUUCACUGAAAGAGUGCAGAAGCGUGGAGGUAUCCUUAUCCAAAAAUGGGGAAGAUCUUCUGCGGCAUCUACUGCCGUUUCCAUCGUCGAUGCCAUAAGGUCCCUUGUUACUCCCACUCCAUCAGGCGAUUGGUUCUCAACGGGGGUCUACACAACGGGAAAUCCUUAUGGCAUAGCAGAGGACAUUAUUUUUAGCAUGCCAUGCAGAUCAAAUGGAGAUGGCGACUACGAACUAGUGAAGGACGUGAUCUUUGAUGAUUACCUUUGGGAGCGUAUAAAAAAGACUGAGGCCGAGCUUCUUGCUGAGAAGAGAUGCGUAGCGCAUCUCACUGGAGAGGGCAACGCUUACUGUGAUCUUCCUGAGGACACCAUGCUUCCUGGAGAACAGUAGGACCAUUCAUGAUCUGUCUGAAUCAACUCAUAGUAAGUCAAACUUUCUGAGAGGUUGUCAAAAGGGAAUCUAAUUGCUUUACUUAGACAUGAGAACGAUGCAUAAGUGCUCGAUAUGAGGUAAACAAAUAGCAUAUGGGAUGUUCUUUACCACGGUAAUGGACAGUGGACACGAACGAGUAACAAGUUUAUUAAAUCUGAGAUAAAGCGAGGGCACACAAACCUCCUUAUCAGCGACA